This is a messenger RNA of Lagopus leucura (white-tailed ptarmigan), 5366 nucleotides long. It is a transcript of the gene HNRNPA2B1, whose product is annotated as heterogeneous nuclear ribonucleoprotein A2/B1. The transcript has 11 exons. Gene Ontology annotation, molecular function: RNA binding. Bases 134 to 1183 code for a protein of 349 amino acids. The record is from RefSeq and is a predicted model, not a curated record. Lineage: Eukaryota; Metazoa; Chordata; Aves; Galliformes; Phasianidae.
GCAGAGCGCACGACGCCGCCUACGCGCCAGCCGCAACCUCCUCCCGUUGUCGCCGCCAGCACAGGAGGGGGCCAAGACGUCUGUCCCACGGGGGGCGAGCGCAGGACCGCGCCAGGCGUCCAAACGGAGGAAGAUGCCUCGCGGCGACAGAGAGAGCGACUGGAGGGAAAAGGAGCAGUUCCGCAAGCUGUUCAUUGGUGGCUUAAGCUUUGAAACAACAGAGGAAAGCUUGAGGAAUUACUACGAGCAAUGGGGAAAGCUUACAGAUUGCGUGGUAAUGCGGGAUCCUGCAAGCAAAAGAUCAAGGGGGUUUGGCUUUGUAACAUUCUCCUCAAUGGCCGAAGUUGAUGCAGCCAUGGCUGCAAGACCUCACACAAUUGAUGGAAGGGUGGUGGAGCCUAAGAGAGCUGUGGCUAGAGAGGAAUCUGGCAAACCUGGUGCUCAUGUUACUGUGAAGAAACUGUUUGUUGGUGGCAUUAAAGAGGACACCGAGGAGCACCACCUUCGUGACUACUUUGAGGAAUAUGGAAAAAUUGACACUAUUGAAAUCAUUACUGACAGACAGUCUGGUAAAAAGAGAGGGUUUGGAUUUGUUACAUUUGAUGACCAUGAUCCUGUGGAUAAAAUUGUAUUGCAGAAAUAUCACACCAUUAAUGGCCACAAUGCAGAAGUAAGGAAAGCCCUCUCUAGACAGGAAAUGCAGGAAGUUCAAAAUUCUAGGAGUGGGAGAGGAGGGAACUUCGGUUUUGGUGAUGCACGUGGAGGUGGUGGCAACUUUGGUCCAGGACCUGGCAGCAAUUUCCGAGGGGGAGCUGAUGGAUACGGGAGUGGCCGUGGGUUUGGUGAUGGGUAUAAUGGAUAUGGUGGAGGGCCUGGAGGUGGCAACUUUGGUGGCAGUCCUGGUUAUGGAGGAGGAAGAGGAGGAUAUGGUGGAGGAGGACCUGGAUAUGGCAACCAGGGUGGGGGCUAUGGAGGUGGCUAUGACAACUAUGGAGGAGGCAAUUAUGGAAGUGGAAACUACAAUGACUUUGGAAACUACAACCAGCAGCCUUCCAAUUAUGGUCCAAUGAAGAGUGGAAAUUUUGGUGGCAGCAGGAACAUGGGGGGACCAUAUGGUGGAGGAAACUAUGGUCCUGGUGGCAGUGGAGGAAGUGGUGGAUAUGGAGGGAGAAGCCGUUACUGAGCUUCUGCAAGCUUGCCAUGGCUAUGAUAUGAAUCCUGGACAAGCAUAGACUGCUGCCACUGUACUCUGCUACAGUUGAACAAAUGAGACCUGCAAGUGUCCAUUAGUAAAGCUUUGCAAGGGUUCCAUCCCUGGUGUUGGUAGUUAAAAUGGUAGGUCACAUGUUAAUUAAAUCAUACCACUUUAUUUAUGCAUCCUGCAACAUUUUGUUUUUUCUUGGGAGACUGUGCAUUAUGGUGGUUGCAAGGUAAUGCAAUGAAGGUAGCGCUGUGCUGUUACAAAUGAACUGUGUUGUUCUGUGUCUUGUCGACUGUAAUCUAUAACGCGUUUCAUCCUGAAGGUUCCCAAGUAACUUUAGGCUGUUUACGUGUAAGGAAAAAAAAAAUUGCACCACAGAAUACAUCUGCCUCUGUGAAGGAAUGUGUCGUCCAUUCUUGUAACUGCAUAAGCAGUUCUUUAGGAGGAGAAGUGAAAGCUUCGAAUGAAACUGCAGGUGGUAUUUUAUGAGUGUACAAUGUAAUCACCUAAAUUGGAAUUUGGCUAGAAGAUGAGGUUUCCACCAUUUUUUAUAGUUCUUGCAGCUAAUAAACCUUAGUGCCAAAUUCAGUCAGCCUUACUCUCAUUGCAUUGAAUGUUUGAUCGUCAAAUUAACGAAAAUUUGCCAAGUAAUGAGUCAUCUGAGUAAGGGUGGCAUACUCCAUGCAAUCUGGUUUUUAAACAAAAACCCACAAAAUGUUUAAAAAAAAAAAAAAAAGCCCACAUCCUAAUUUCAAAGUUCCAUUGCUUUUGACAGGCUAAUUACUGAAGAAUGUGGACUCAGCUAACGACAGUCCUGUUCCUUUUGUGUUAGACACACCAGUGAACUGCUUAUACUUUUUAAAAAUGGCUGAAGUUCCCCUAUUGGUAAUUUGGUUUAGACAUAUGUGAUAAACUUCUUCAGAUACACUUUUUUUUUCUUUGGCAGGAAGGUGCCAUGCUGCAGGUAACUAAUGAAGAAGUGGUCAACCACAGAAACGCUUCAAGAAAUAAGAAAUUCUGUAUCAUCAGAAAAUAGUUGUUUUUGCUGCCUUCAUUAAAAACCUAGAGGUUAAAUGAAUACCGAUAAAAUAUCACAAUUAGUACAGCUCCCUGUAAUGAUGGGUUUUUUUAAAUGAUAGUAAUAAUUGUCUUGUAAACAUUUCGAAUAAAACUCAGAUCCGUUAGGAGAAACAAAUUACUAAUGUUAAAAUAGCGAACAUUCUGUGAGUUGAAGGUUUAACUACAUAUUUUUAUAACUUUCAUAGCUUUAAAAUAAAGUAUUUUUUAUACCAAAGUAGUUCUAGUGUAAUGCUUAAUAAAAUUUAGUGUGUGUCUAACAUUAAAUAAUGUUGAUUUGCAGCUUUUAGAACCUUUGACGAUUUGAAAUGUGCCAUUUUCAGGUGGAGUUAAAACCAAAUUUACUUGGCAAGUGUAUGCACAAAACUUGUAUCUCGGAAAGUAUGCAUCUGUUCUCUGUUGGGAGAAACAGUGCUGCAAACAAAACAAGCUGAUUUUUUGCUUUUGGAUGCAAUUGCUUUAAAACAGCUAUCUGGCUGGGUUUUUUUAUUGACUUAAAAAAAAAAAAAACAACCCUACUCCUUUCCCUUUAAUGCAACUUACCACUUACAACAGUUCAUCGGUAGCUUUAUCCUUCUUACCUAUAAAGAGCUUUUAGUGUCAACGAAGAAAGAUUUAAUGGAAAGUAAACUUCCUGCUGUACCAGAACCAUAUUGCUGAUGGUUGCAUCUUCAAACAACAAUCACGAGCUUGGGAAAGCUCUAGUUGGGAAUGUGUUUGAGGGAAGGUGUCUGUUCCAACCUAUUGCUUGCAUACAUAAUUGAUUCUAAACUUGAAAUGUCUGUGCCUGGUUCCAGUAGACUCAUGCGUUUAACCUUUAUUAUAAUCCCAAAACACUAUUUAAGGAUUUCAAAUGACUUUUUUUUUUUUGUAUGUCAAGUUGAACUUUGUAAUAUUUGCAUAGGUAUCCAGUGGGCUGCAAUGGAAGCAGAAAAUGAAGAUGUGCAAAAUCUGCUUUACUUUCCUCUUUCCAACAGAAUGAUUUAAUCACUUGAUUAGGAAUUUGCCUUUUUUCCUGGAACUUCAGGUUUAGUUAAUGGACGUUUUUCCUUACAGUUGACAAGUUGGCAUUCAGAUCACAUAACUACAAAAAAAUACUUCUGAAGGGAAUAAUAAUCAUCUCUCUGCUUGAUAUUUACACUCUUUCAAUAGUUUCAUAUUUACUUUACAUCAUUUGCAUGGAAGUGUAUGUUGUUUUGAUCCACUGGUGAUGGGAGUCUUCUUAAGGGGUGAGUGGUGGCGUGCAAAAACAAAGCUAUUGGAUUGAAGUCUUGAAAGCUCAUUGUUUUACUGUUAAACUUCUGCAACUUUUUCUUUUCAUGGUACAUUCUUAAGAAUUAAGACAAGAUAAUCACAAUGUUGGCUGAUGAGUUCAGCACAGAAGCUAUCAUCUUGAGUCAACCUAACACUGAAAACAAGCAAUUCUGAACAAAAACUACAGUGAUCAAUUACUGCUCCUUAAUGUGUAUUUUUUAAUUUAUGAGAAGUAGGUUUUAUGUCCCUCUGUUACCUUCUUUUGAAAACAAACUAAUGCUGUUAUUCAGGUAUGUUGCAGUUUCAUAAGAAAACAAAUCAGGUUGUAAAUUACAGGCCCAGCUUGCCUCAGCAAGCCCAUUCUGCAGCAAGGUGCAAUAAUGUGAUAGUCAAUAUGACUUGUUGGUAAAUGUUGUGGGAGGAAAAAAUGCACACUUGUGUGUUUGAAGUACAGUGGAUUGACUUACUUGUAGCAAGUGGUGGUGAAGACAAGUUAAUGUUGGGGUACUGGCUGCUCAGGCUCUAUUCUCUGUCAUUUACAAUGAAAGCUGAAUGUAAUUUGCUUUCUCUAAUACUUCAAGUGAUGAAAAGUGUAUAGGAAAUGAGAGAAGUUGCACUUACUAUCAUGUCGCAUGUUGGGAGGAAGAAUGCAUUCUUUGAGUUGUGAUGAUUGUACAUGAAAUCUUCUUACUUGGAUGGGGGAGGGGGAGGAGGUGGUGAAGCCAAACACAAAACUUAAUGCCUGUAAAGAGUUCUGUCAGCUGAUCUCAUUUCAGUAACUCAGCCACACUGGAGAAAGGGGAUAACUUGCUGAGAACAUAAUGAAGCAGUACAUUCACCCCCUGUAACUUUAGUGUUUCGAUUCAUUUUCCAAGCAGAGUGCAUGAUGCAAGUGAAAUCCUAUAAUGGUGCUGUCACUGUUUUCUUUUAGCUGAGAUGAUAAAUUCUCAUUCACACAAUCUUUACCUGGGAAACCCCCUUCAUGUUACAUUGAUCUGUUUUGCCACAAGUUAUACCUUCCCUUUUAACAGUUGUUCUCUUGCUUUGCAGCUCUUAGUGCCUGUUAGAAGCAGAAGUUUGAGUGUUAGCACUUAGGGGAAGGGAGAAGCACAUAGUCCACCAUAAAGGGUGUCUGUGGAGAAAUCCCUAUGAAAUUGUUGUUCUCAUAGAGUUUUCACCAGUCAGAUGGUUUUUUACCUUCUUGCAUACUUGGUCAGUUCCUAGGCAUUGUAUGAUGAUUUAUUAUAGCCUGUGUCAUCACUGAAGCUGCAAUGCAUUUGCACAGUACACCACAGUAAUAAAAGUUCACACAGCUGGAUGUGUCAUCUUGAUACCUGAUUCUCCAAUAAAUACAAAUUGGUGGUGGGUGUCCUGUGGUCUCUUUUAUAGGCCUCCUCUUACUCUGUUCUCUAGAAUGGUGUUUAGAGCUUCAUUUUCCAUAACUACAAGUGGGUGUAUUUGGGAGCAAAAAGGUACUGAGCUUUUCAAACUAAAGUUGAUAGCAAGGCAGUUGCAUUGUCACAUCUUCCCUCUAAGUUUCUUAGUCCUGUUGAUCAGAUCUAAAGUAAGACUUCAAGCUUUGUAGAGGAAGUCUUAAUCAGUAAAAAUGUGCUUCUGAAGAAAGUGAGGUCUACCCAACAAAACCAUCACAUGAAGCUAAAGCUACAUUGUGCUGCAGUGCUGCUAGUGCCAAGCCAAAGCUUGCGUGGUGUUAAAGCAACUGCCAUGUUCUGUGAGGGGUUGCUUACAGCAUUCCUGUCUGUAUAGUGGUUUUUCUUUUGUAAUGCUGAGAAAAUUGCAUUCUAAUAAAGUACUAAACCUAUGUUUUAACUAA